Messenger RNA from Arachis duranensis, 2747 nucleotides. Its product is annotated as probable serine/threonine-protein kinase WNK7. The record is from RefSeq and is a predicted model, not a curated record. Bases 498 to 2489 code for a protein of 663 amino acids. Gene Ontology annotation, molecular function: protein serine/threonine kinase activity; ATP binding. Gene Ontology annotation, biological process: protein phosphorylation; intracellular signal transduction. The transcript is spliced from 7 exons. Gene Ontology annotation, cellular component: cytoplasm. Lineage: Eukaryota; Viridiplantae; Streptophyta; Magnoliopsida; Fabales; Fabaceae.
CAAAAAGUAGAACCAUAAUUCACCAUACAACUGUUUGAUUCAACCUGAACUUUCGCUAUCCUAAAUCAAUUCCCCAUUUUUUCUCUCUCUUUUCGCUCAUUUUUCCCCUUCUUUUUUCCUAUGGAAAAUUUUCCCCCAUUUUCCCCCAUGUAGUGAAGUUUGAACCUUUUUGAGGUUUUGGUACUUGGGUCUGUGGAAAGGAUGAAUUUUGGGGAGGAGAUUGUGUUGGUUUUCAUUUGAAACAAAGCAUGAAUUUUUGCUAUGACAUGGAAGGUUGGGUUUUGGAUUUAGGUUCAAAUUCAUUGCCUCCAAGCCUUGUCAUUGAAUGCGGAUUCAUUCACAAUUCAAUUCCAACCUUUCUCCACUACAAGGAGAAAUUGAAACCCCAAAUCAUCCAAUCCAAAAAGCUAUAGUACUAUAGUAUAAGCAAAAUAAUUAUAUUAAAAAGAGUAGGGUUUAAAAUCCCUUUGUUUUUUUGGUAAUCUUUCAUCACCAAAAUGAAUAGUUCUGGGGGUGUAUUGGCCUUGUCUCCUGCGAAUAAUGUUUUCAACACAAGGGUGCCUCAUGAUUUUGAGGAGGAUUUUACAGAGAAAGAUCCUACCGGACGGUACCUUAGGUACAAUGAAAUCUUGGGGAAGGGUGCCUUCAAGACUGUUUAUAGGGCCUUUGAUGAAGUCGAAGGAAUAGAAGUCGCUUGGAACCAAGUUAGGAUUGAUGGCCUCUUGCACACAGUAGAUGAUCUUGCAAAAUUGUAUUCUGAAGUCAAUAUACUGAAGUCUUUGAACCAUGAAAAUAUCAUUACGUUCUAUGAUUCUUGGGUUGAUGAUAAGCAGCAUACCGUUAACAUGAUCACCGAACUUUUUUCAUCUGGAAAUUUAAGGCAGUACCGUCAAAAGCAUAAAUAUGUUGAAGUGAAAGCCAUAAAAGGCUGGGCGAGACAGAUUCUUCAAGGGUUAGCGUAUCUUCACAGUCACAAACCACCUAUAAUUCACAGAGACUUGAAAUGUGACAACAUCUUUGUUAAUGGAAACCAUGGAGAAGUCAAGAUAGGGGACCUAGGUUUGGCAAUUGUCAUGCAGCAACCAACUGCUCAAAGUGUUAUUGGGACUCCUGAGUUUAUGGCUCCAGAACUAUAUGAAGAGGAAUACAAUGAACUUGUUGACAUAUAUUCUUUUGGAAUGUGCAUACUAGAGAUGGUUACUCUUGAGUAUCCAUACGUUGAAUGUAAAAACCCGGCUCAAAUCUUUAAGAAAGUUACCUCGGGCAUCAAACCUGCUUCGCUUAAUAAGGUGAGCGACCCCGAAAUUAGGCAAUUUAUUGAGAAAUGUCUUGUUCCGGCAUCUGAGAGAUUGUCAGCAGAGGAGCUUCUUAAAGAUCCGUUCCUGCAAGUUGAGAAUGGUCCUAGGCUAGGUCGUAGCAGGUCCCGCCUAUCCAUGGACAUAGAUAAUGAGGGCAGGCAGAAUUAUGCAAGCAGUGAUGCCGGAAGCAACAAAGGCGGUGUGCAUAGUCCUGUUUUUGAAGUUAAGAGGACAAAUAAGAACAACGAGUUUAGGUUGACAGGAUCCAAAAAUGAUGAUAACUCGAUAUCAUUGACCUUGCGAAUUGCUGAUACUAAUGGUGGAGUAAGGAAUAUACAUUUUCUCUUCUACCUUGAUACAGAUACUGCUCUCGCGGUGGCAUCAGAGAUGGUCGAACAUUUGGAGCUCGCAGAUCAUGAUGUAGCCUUCAUAGCUGACCUUAUUGAUUACUUGGUAUUUAAGCUUCUACCUUGGUGGAAGCCUUCAUCUACUCGUUGCUCACCUGGCGAAUCAACUCAAUACAGUGGGUCAACAAAUGUAGAUGGCCAAGCAAUGGCAGGUCCAUGGAAUUCUGUCCCAAACGAUAUUCCCUCCGAGCCGGUUGCUGGUCGAGAUAACUUCUCCGAACACAAUACAUCGAGAGAAGGUUCUGUCUCAAAUGAGAAGGACAACUUUUCAGGGGAAGCCGAUGAUCCUUAUUACGAGGACAAUCGUAGUUCUUCUGCAAGUCUAUGCGACUCAGAAUAUCAACAUUCUCAAGGUUCCUUAACUUCAUUGUUUGUUGUAGAUGAUACUCCUAUGAAAAGUGACAAUAUUCUUUGUUCCAAGGCCGAAGAAAACUUUAAAUUCCGAAGCACAAGUCCCUCCGUAAGCGAGUUUCAUGAUACGGAUUUCGAGGAUUGCAAAUUGCACGCAGGGGAUUGUGGUUGUGGAGAUGGCGAGGUGAUAAAUGAAUUCUCAUCAAAGGAGAACUUAGGGCCAAUUUUGGAAAGGUCUAAUCUUUUGAGUUUGCCAUGUAGCUUUUCUUCUGUUUCUUCAACUAAUGACAUGGAUUUUGAACUAAAGUUUGAGCUUCAAGAAAUUGAUGCACUGUAUCAAUCUUGGAUUGAUGAACUCUGUAGAAUGAAGUUAGAGGCAUUGGAAGCAGCCAGACAGAGAUGGAUGGAAAAAAAGAAUGUUUCUGCUCAUUGAUUUUGAUACAUAUAUACAAGCUUUUUGAUUAUUAAUUAACCCUUGUUGAAAAGAUUCUGUUUCAUUGUAUAGUUUGUGAAAUUAAAUUUGUAUACUGGAUGCCCUUUUCUUUUUAGUAGAGGCACAAGUAUCAUUAAUCUCAAAUCUAUGAUUUAUGCUUUCAAUUUACAUUAUCAGUUUCUAAUUAGUAUUAUGUACAAUUAGAAUGACAACGUAUGUGCCUUAAUUUAAUAACUUCAAAAUUUUAGUAUUAUUGUU